This is a messenger RNA of Microtus oregoni (creeping vole), 1235 nucleotides long. RefSeq names its product KxDL motif containing 1 (gene Kxd1). The record is from RefSeq and is a predicted model, not a curated record. Gene Ontology annotation, cellular component: BORC complex. The transcript has 5 exons. The coding region runs from base 177 to 710 and encodes 177 amino acids. Gene Ontology annotation, biological process: lysosome localization. NCBI's taxonomy places the organism in Eukaryota, Metazoa, Chordata, Mammalia, Rodentia, Cricetidae.
UUCCAGGUCUGAGUCACCUCAAGCUCAGGAAUUCAAGCUUGUCUUCAGCUGUUCACAAGUCUUAAGCCACCACGGACUCAGAAACACAAGAAGGGUGUAGUGGCAAGCAGUCUUGACCCCAACACUAAGGAGGCAGAGGCAAGCAGAUCUCUGCAUCGGAGGCGGAGGAGAAAGAGAUGGACCCCCCAGACUCGGCCUCAAGGGUCUUCUGUGGACGCUUCCUCAGCAUGGUGAACACUGAUGAUGUCAAUGCCAUCAUCCUGGCGCAGAAGAACAUGCUGGACCGCUUCGAGAAAACCAAUGAGAUGCUUCUGAACUUCAACAAUCUGUCCAGCGUGCGGCUGCAGCAGAUGAGUGAGCGCUUCAUGCACCAUACUCGCACCUUGGUGGACAUGAAACGGGACCUGGACAGCAUCUUCCGAAGGAUCAGGACACUGAAGGGGAAGCUGGCCCGGCAGCACCCAGAGGCUUUCAGUCACAUCCCGGAGGGCUCAUUCCUAGAGGAUGAAGAUGAAGACCCCAUUCCACCCAGUAUCACCACGACCAUCGCCACCUCGGAGCAGAGCACAGGCUCCUGUGACACCAGCCCUGACACUGUCUCAGCAUCUCUCAGUCCUGGCUUUGAGGACCUGGCACAUAUUCGACCUGGUUCUCCUGCUAUCAACGGCCACAGCCAGACAGAUGACGAGGAAGAAACGCAUGGAGAAUAGCCCCCUCCCGCCAUCCCAGAAAAGACCAGAGCAGCAGUGGUCAGCUCUGCUGCUCCUUUCGGUCAUAGGCAGGGUCCCUAAUUCCUGCCCCUCCUCCUAAGAGCAGGACUUCCCCAUGCCCCUACGUGCACCCAGCUGGGGCAGUGGGGCUGGCUACAGGUGUAGCCUUGAACUCAGCCUGGGCAAGUCCCCAGAGACCAAAGCUAGAUGUCGCCGACACCAUGGUGGGGCCCCCUGGAGGUAGAAGGUGCCUGCAGGGCUGAGCUUGUCCUACCCUCUGGCAGCUGCUGACUUGACUCUGGGCUUCCUGUCCUUUGUGGAGUACUUUUUUCCCUGUCGUGUUGAAUUCUGGGCGAGGAAGAAGAUUCUAGAGAGGCAACCUUCCCUCUGUGGCCGCUGUUCCUCAGGACUAGCAGCCAUCUCCGGGAGCUGGCCAGUCACCCUAGAAAACAGCUGAUUGAAUAUUUUUGUAUCAUUGUUUCAGAUGCUAUUGGGAAGUUACCAGUAAAGGCUUACUAAACAGGA